GAUAAUUCACUCGCCAACAAGGUAAGGUUGAAUGUUGUUUCUGCUCUCCUGAAACUAAUUCUGCUGUAUCAUUUAGUUUUUGAUUUCAAAAUGGGUAGCUACAAAGUGAUGACCGUGCGCGGACCAGUUGAUCCAGCUGCUCUAGGAUUUACCUUAACUCACGAGCAUCUUUCUCUCGAUUUUCACCAGUUCUAUUCCGCUGCUCCCUUGGACCUCCAAUCAUAUGUCAAUAAAAAAAUAACGCUUCAUAAUGUUGGCUAUAUACGCCAGUAUCCAUAUAGCUGCAAAUAUAACCUUAAUUUCAACGAUGAAGAUACACACGAAGCGGUGUUGAAAGAUGUAAUCAGCUAUAAAAAAUUCGGUGGCGGCACAAUUGUGGAAAAUACUUCCCAUGGAUUAAACCGUAACUUGGAACUGAUGGUUAAAGCUUCGGAAGCUAGCGGUGUCAAUAUAAUCGCUGGGACGGGACAUUACGUACAUGGAGUGCAGCCGGAAUCCGUUCUAAAUAUGACCAUCGAAGAGAUGGCGGAUCUGUACACGAAGGAAAUUCUGUUUGGAACGUCAGUCGAACUGUUGGGUGGUAAAAAUGUCAAUGUCAGCUGUGGCAUAAUAGGAGAGGUAGGCAGCUCCUGGCCGAUCACAUCGUUCGAAAGGAAGGCAAUUCAGGCAACAGCGGAAACGCAGAGCAUUCUGAAAUGCCCAGUUUCAUUUCAUCCCGGUCGAGACUCGGAUGCGCCGUUUGAGAUUGUUCGGCUGUAUCUGGAAGCGGGAGGGAAAGCGGACAAAUGUGUUAUGAGUCAUUUGGAUAGAACUAUACUAAACUCUUGUCAACUUUUGGAGUUUGCCAAGCUGGGAACGUAUUGUCAAUUUGAUUUAUUUGGUACAGAGUGCUCGUAUUAUCAGUUGAAUCCUUUAAGUUACAUGCAAUCCGACGAGCAGCGUAUCCAGCAUAUAUUGGACCUCAUACGGGAAGGUUUUGAGAGUCGGAUCCUAUUAUCUCACGAUAUUCAUACGAAGCAUCGAUUGACUAGUUACGGCGGACAUGGCUACAGUCAUAUACUAACCAACAUAUUGAUGCGAUUUGCUGCAAAAGGCGUAGACGAAAAAACAAUCAAUACGAUUACAGUAGAAAAUCCAGCUCGCUGGUUGUCGGUGCCAUCAUGAGAAGUAUCAAUUUUGGUAUUGAGUUAUUUCGUCUUUGGAGUAUCUCAUUUAUCUUCGAGAUCAAUCGACAGGAGAGAUCUAUUUUCUGGGUUCUCUCGAUGCUGAUAUGGUAGUAGAUAAUUUCAAUGUUUUUAAAUACACUUAUUGAAACUAGUUGCUUCACUGCUGCGAAAAAAUAAACAAAUAGAUCGAGUUUCCUACGCCAUAUUUAUUUCAGGAAAAUUAAAGUAAAAAUUACUUAUCUAGAA
Molecule: messenger RNA, 1412 nt
Organism: Topomyia yanbarensis
Lineage: Eukaryota; Metazoa; Arthropoda; Insecta; Diptera; Culicidae
Product: phosphotriesterase-related protein
Exons: 5
Coding region: 91-1164 (357 amino acids)
Biological process (GO): catabolic process
Molecular function (GO): zinc ion binding; hydrolase activity, acting on ester bonds
Source: RefSeq, a predicted model, not a curated record